This is a messenger RNA of Acanthosepion pharaonis, 798 nucleotides long. The record is from the annotation of a GenBank genome assembly. NCBI's taxonomy places the organism in Eukaryota, Metazoa, Mollusca, Cephalopoda, Sepiida, Sepiidae.
AUGUCAUUUUAUGAAUUUAUCUAUCUAUCUAUCUAUCUAUCUAUCUAUCUAUCUAUCUAUCUAGGGAAAGGGAAUUAUCUAUCUAUCUAUCUAUCUGUUUCUAUCUAUCUAGGUAGAGGAAGAAAUCUAUCUAUAGAAAGGGAACGAGGUAGAGGAAGAAAUCUAUCAUUUUCUUUCUGUUUCUUCCAGGUAGAGGAAGAAAUUUCAUUUCUUUCUAGCUUUUUAUUUGAAGGGAAAGGGAUCGAGGUAGAGGAAUCUAUCUAUCAUAUCUAUCUAUCUGUUUCUAUGAAGGAAAGGGAAAGGAAGAAAUCUAUCAUAUCUAUCUAUCCUAGAAAGGAAAGGGAAAGGUUUCUUUUCUUUCUUUCUUCUUGGAACGAGGUAGAGGAAAAAUAUCUAUCUAUCUAUAGCUGUUUCUAUGAAGGGAAAGGGAACGAAAGGGAAGAAAUGUACCAUAGUAGCUUUUUUAUUUCUUUUCCCAAACGUCAUUACCAUAGUAUCUAUCUAUCUAUCUAUCUAUCUAUCUUUUCUAUCUAUCUAUGUCAUAUCUAUCUAUCUAUCUAUCUAUCUAUCUAUCUAUUUCUCUUCUAUCUAUGUACUCUAAACUUUCUUUCUUUCUUUCUUUCUUUCUUUCUUUUUUUUACUUUUCGAGCUAGGAAAACGUCAUUAUCUAAGGAUCUAUCUAUCUAUCUAUAUAUCUAUCUAUCUAUCUAUCUAUCUAUCUAUCUAUCUAUCUAUCUAUCCUUUCUUUCUUUGAACCUUUCUUUCUUUUUUUCUUUCUUUCUUUCUUUUUCUUUCUAG